GAAAAAUACCAAAAAUUGUGCCAGAAUUUAAGAUUUUAAGUGAAAAACUGAACACUCUGAAGUCGUGCCACCAUUUUUUCACAAGUUAUACAUACUUGAAGUGAGAUAAAAUUAGGAUGCGAAUUUUGAUCCAGUUACGCUACGCGGCCGGCCGACGACGCAUGGAGUUGGGCUUGCUUGGCUGCCACGAUGACAUGCACACCAAGCAAGCAAGCAUUCCUUCUUCACCUCCAUAGCUUAGCUUCCCUCGCUUCAAACCCAUAAAUUUAGAUCCCAAAACCUUUCCUCACCCAAGAGCAAGAGGCCAUGCAUGACUCCAUGGAUGUACGAAGCUAGUACUAGCUUGCAAGCUAAUUAAGCUACACUUCUUCCUACCAACACGUAUGCAUCCAUGGCGAUCUCCUCCUUCCACCUCUCUCCUCACACACCAAGCUUCGAAUCAACCAAACGUUCCAUCCGUCACCUACGUCGUAUAUAUACACGGCGCAUCAUGACACCCUUCUCAUCUCAUCUCUCACCUCUCGAUCAUCACAGAGCCACCACCAUCCAUCCACAGAGCUAGCUAGCAUCUCACUCGCAGGCCAUCACGAUUCCUUCCCUACGCUUCCUCAUGGCCGCCACCGGCACCAGCCAGCAGCAGCCGGCGGCGGCGUCGGUGGACCCCAAGUUCGAGUGGGCGGAGAAGGCCGGCACCUACGUGCUCCGCCUCACACUGACGGGCUUCAAGAAGGAGGACUUCCGGGUGCAGGUGGACGGUGCCGGGAGGCUCACCGUGCGCGGCACCAGGCCGGGCGCCUCCCUCCACAAGGUCUUCCAGCUGCCCGCAACCGCCAGCCUCGACGACAUCGCCGGCCGCUUCGAGGCCGGCGUGCUCACGCUCACCGUGCCCAAGCGCGCCGGCACGGCCCCACCGACGAGCAUCGAGGAAGUCAAGAAGAGUAAACCUGCUGCCGCCAAGGAGGAGAACGCCAAGCCGACGCCACCCGCACAGGUCGACGGCGCCAAGAGCAUGCCCGCCAAGCCGACGCCACCCACAGAGGUCGACGGCGACAAGAAGAUGCCCAGGGAGGAGGGUGCUGCCAAGCUGACGCCACAAGCGGAGGUCGAUGGCGCCAAGAAGAUGUCCAAGGAGGAGGGUGCCGCCAAGCCACCGCCGCCGCCAGCCUCCCACCAGCUGCCAUCCAAGGACGGCGGGGCUGGAAAGAAGGAGACCAAGGGCGCCAAGCAGCCGGCUGCCAGGGACGACGGCGGCGAGAAGAAGGAAGCCGUCGUUGGCACUGAGCCCAAGGAGAGCACGCUCGGCAGGACGACACGUCAGGUCGCGGAGCAUGUUCACCGCAUGGAGGAGGAGAGCAGACGCAAGCAAAUUGAGCAUAAGCCGGCGCCGGCGGCGAAGAAGGAAGAAGACGUGAAGCCCAAGGCACCCCAGCCAGCAGCAGCCACGGCGACACCGGAGAAGCCAGCGCCGAAGGCAGAGGUUGCCAACGGCGAGAAGGCCAAGGCGGCGGUUGAUCCGGAGAGCCUGGUGGAGACGACGAGGCGGCGCGGCAAGGAAGAGAGGGCCAAGGCUGCUGCCGCGGCGACGGCCAUAGAAGGAAAAGCGGAAAAGGCGAAGAAGGCGGUGGCGUCGACAUGCACGGCCUGGAAGGAGCGCAUCGCCGGGGAGCUCAAGGGGCUGACGGACAUGAAGUGGGCGGACAACGCGGUGGAGACGGCGAGGAAGAACAAGGAGGUGGUCGCCAUCGGCGUCGCCGCCUUCUCCAUCGGCUUCCUCGUCUCCCAGAAGCUCUUCAGGAAGUGAGCAACAAUGCAUAUGUAACAUGCACGGACAGUGGGUAAAUAUGUACUGAACACAAGGAACAUGUAAAAGAUAUGUGUGCAAGUAAAGUGUGUACAUAGAGACAACCAAAGCUGGCUGAAGAUUGAUGUACAAGAUAUACCUUCAGUUAUUUUCAAAAUAAAAUAAAAUGAAAAACACCUUCAGUUUGUUCUAGGGUAGUAAACCAUAUGUGUAGGCUUAUAUGUGGUGCUUUUAUUCACACACAAAAUAAAAUCAUACGGUAAAUAGUGUGUUUCUCAUGGCCAUGAAUGGCUUCUCCAGCCGAGUACCAAGUUUUCAAAAGUCACACACUUGGAGAAAUUAAAUUCACCUGGUUGAACUAAGCAUGGUCGGAGGAUAUCUAAAGGUCCCAAAAUUAAAUUCCUGCUCUUUUCUAGGGGACGGAAACAAUACAACUGUUAUAUGUUGUCAUCCAAAUUUCACCCACACACACACUGAUAUACAUCAGCAGCAUAUGGAUGAUACCUUCACACAGUUCAAUUAAGUUUCCAACUGCUUGGUCCCAAAAGGUACGACGAAAUGCUAGUCUGAGUGAAUCUAGAAAAUGUGACAGUCUGAACCUUAAGAUUGUUUUCAAACUUCCAUGUGAAUUUUGGUUGUCCGGCACACAUUUAUUAUAUGUUCACCAUAACCGAAGAAAACCGUCACUGAAAGAGCUGAGGAACUAGUUAUCACCAUAAGGUGACAUGCUUACUGCAAGCCUGGUAGUACAACAAAUGUUUA
Messenger RNA from Aegilops tauschii subsp. strangulata, 2563 nucleotides. RefSeq lists its product as uncharacterized. The record is from RefSeq and is a predicted model, not a curated record. NCBI's taxonomy places the organism in Eukaryota, Viridiplantae, Streptophyta, Magnoliopsida, Poales, Poaceae. Gene Ontology annotation, biological process: cellular response to heat.